This is a messenger RNA of Anopheles darlingi, 4705 nucleotides long. RefSeq names its product maternal protein pumilio. NCBI's taxonomy places the organism in Eukaryota, Metazoa, Arthropoda, Insecta, Diptera, Culicidae. The transcript is spliced from 3 exons. The record is from RefSeq and is a predicted model, not a curated record. The coding region runs from base 658 to 2886 and encodes 742 amino acids.
UCGGGGAGAAAAAAUACACGUCGACAGCCGCAUUUUUCAGAUCUGAAUGAACGUUUGCCGUGGCAAGACGCCGUGGCGGUCGUGUGUGAUCCUCCCCGUCCAGAGCCCGUUUCACUCGGCACCCUUCUUCCCCGCUGCACUGGCCAAAGCGCGGUGGCAACGGUGGCAUCCAAGAAGGUGUGCUUUUAUCAAAACCCUUAUCCUGUGUCCAGUGUCACCGCGUGUGUAACGAACCGUGAACGGGAGAAGCCGAAAGUCAACCGGCCGUCGUCCAGAGUGUGUAUCGAUUUCACUAGAGUGUCCAAGGCCUAGACAGACGAUCAUUGUUCCAGCAGCAGUGUCCUCUGGCAAACCAGGCAAAGAACCAGCAACCAGUAUGUUGUUGAUGCCGUCUUGUGAUCGAUAAAAGUGAUGCCAGUUAGUGUUGGUUUCCGAUCGUGUCUUUGUCUGUGUGUAGAACGUAAAGUGAAGGGAAAGCAGCAGCAGCAGCAGUAAAGGUGGAAGAAAAGUGAAAGAAAGAAAAAAGCCCCGUCUUCGCGGAUCAACAAAGAACAAGGAUCAGUGACAGAAGACAGAAUUGUCUGGUGACUCCCCCCCCGGGAGAGGGCCUACGAGAAGCAGCGACACGACGUUGGUGCCGUUGACUCGCGAGACUCUAUGAAGGAUAGGGCCGCAGCGAUGGGAGAGUCGACACCGAUCUGCCGUUGCCGGGUACUGUACCUGGGCAGUGCGGUGCCGCGCCAAAGCAAGGACGGGCUGCAGGGUAUCCAGGAACCGCUGCGUAGCCUCUACCCCUCCGAGGGUGCGAUCGGUGCCAAGGGUAUCGAUUCGUGGCUGAGCGUCUGGUCGAACGGUAUACUGCUGGAGAAUGUCGACGAAAACCGGAAGCAGGUGACGCGCUUCUUUCCGAUCGACUCGCUGCACUACUGUGCCGCCGUCCGGCAGGUACUGAUCCCGGAGCGGGGCAAUAGCAACCCGGAACCGAAGUUCCUACCGCUCGAUUCACCGUUCGCGAGGACACCGCGCGCCCAACAUCCACCGAUCUUUGCGGCCAUCCUGCGGCGCACCACCGGCAUCAAGGUGCUCGAGUGUCACACGUUCAUCUGCAAACGGGAGGCGGCCGCCAACGCGCUCGUCCGCUGUUGCUUCCACGCGUACGCCGACAACUCGUACGCCCGGCAGCUCGAGGGUUCCGGCAGUGGUGGCGGUGGCGGUGGCAGCGGUUCCAACAGCGUCUACGGUACGAUCGGUGGCAAAUCGAAUGGUGGUGGCGGCGGCCCAGGUGAAGGCGCGGGCGGUUGGCGAUCACGUGCCGGUAGCACGACGACGCUCAACAGUGUCGGUAUGAGCCGGCAGGCAAUUAACGGCGUCACCGAUGCGUACACGGUCAAGAAUCUUUAUGCGAGCAGCGCCGACCUGGAGGUGGUGGACGACGGCGAAAGCUCGCUCUACAAUGGCGACGAGAACCAUAAGGUGUGGAACGGUUCGACCGAUCAGAUCGAUGGCAUCGGCUUUGGUAACGAUGGUCACUACGAUAUCUACUCCGGUCCAGGCAGCACCGCUGGUGGUGUUGGUGGCGGUGGCGGCGGCGGUGGCGGAUCGACGCUUGGCCGCCCGGCACGCAUACGCCAGAUCAGCGCACCGGUCCCGGUGCCGCCGCCACCGAAGGAGGAACCGAAAAAGUCCAAAAAGGACAAGAAGCUGGCGAGCAAGGCGGCUGCUAGUCAGCAGCAGCAACAGCUGCAUCUCCAGCAACAACUCCAACACCAGCACCAGCUACAACAACAGCAGCAGCAACAGUACCAGCAGCAGCAGGUAGGAGGAAGUCAAAGUCUAUCCGGUACGCUUAUAAGACCACGUCCAAUGCACAUGAAUCCACUAGGUCGGCCGGCUGGUGGACCAGGCAACCACCACCACCACCCCCACCACCACCAGUCAGCCAGCUCUGCCGCAGCGAUGGCGGCCGCCGCAGCCGCCGCACAUCACGGCAUGAUGAUGUACCAUCCGGGCGGGAUUGGGGCCGGGGGUGGCGGGGGCGGUGGUGGUAUGCCACCGCCACCGGUGCCCGGCCGCCAAUUCCACACGAUCGGUCACCGGAGCAUGAACGGUAGUGCGAUGGCGAUGAUGGCCGCCGCCGCUCAUGCCGCCGGUCACCAUCCUUCACCUUCCCAUCUCCCACCACCACCACCUACCCACCUGCUACACCACCCCUCCCAUCCGGCGCACCUCGGGCAUCUACCGGCGAUGAUGGCGAUGGCCCCCCAGUACGCCACCCUUCAGCAUCCGCGCACGAGCAAAGGCAAGAAGAACAAGGACAAACACGGCAAAGGGCCAGGGCUGCUGGCCAUGAACGGGGGCCACGGGCUCAACGGUGGUAGUAACGGUGGUCCGAUCCCGAUCGGUGUCCCGAUCGUACCGCCCAUGUUCGCCUAUCCACCGCAGGCCAUGGUCAACGGUGGCGUUCUCGUCGAUCCGAGCAGCCGGCCACUCUCGAUGAGCAACCGGAAGCUGGCCCAAUCGGCCGCCGCCGGUCUGGAUGAUGUGUCUAACGGGGGCGGUGGCGGUGGCGGUACAUCCGGUGCGGAGUCUCCCGGUGGUACCGGGAUCUAUCGGCGCAAGGGCCAUCUGAAUGAGCGCGCCUUUAGCUACUCGAUACGCCAGGAGCACCGCAGCCGUAGCCACGGAUCGCUCGCGAGCCUUCAGUUCAAUCCGCCCGACCUCAAGAAGGAGCGCGAAAUCGCCCAGAUGGUGGCCGGGCUCGAGCUGACCUCCGGUGGAGGCGCUGGCGGCGUCGGCGUCGGCGUCGGCGACGAUGACUCGACGAUGACUCGCCGUCGCUCCGAGAUGGCCGGUUCGUCCGGGACGUUCGGGAAACCGCGACGAUAAAACCUCCUUAUCCUUUUUCCUUUUCCAUGCUUUUUAUUCCCCCUUCACCUUUCACGAUCAUUCUUCCAAAAUGGUGGCACUGUGUGACGUAAGCACGCAUGCAGGCAAUAUGUACGAUAGCAGAGUAAGAGAAGAAGUAGAAGAAGUAGGAAUGCUGGAAUCGUGUCAGCAUCGCAGCAUCACAAUCGGCAUUAGAAGAACAUUUAGCUGUUAAGGCGUAGCGGGUGUUCCAAAUGUGCUAUAAGGGUUAAAAUGCGUCCACAAUACAACACAACACACAUCCUUACACACACAGAAAGAGAAAGAGAUAGUAGCAGCACAGCAGAAUCCGAUUUCCAAACCCCCCAAAAACACUGGCAGAAAAGAUGGAGAGUUCGCAGUUAGGGACGCGACGCUUUGCACUUUUAAUACUCCCUCCCGAGCGCUACGAUUGGCGAUCGGUUUUAAAUGUUCGGUGACAGGGCAUCACGGGGACACACACACACGCACACCCUCCCCCUGGUGCGUCAUAUAGCGACGUCGAGCAGAGCAGCGCAGAGCAACGAAAUGUGCCUUAUUAGGUAAUUAACUAAUUUAAUCUUAAACAAAAGCCGCCGCCAAGAAAGUGAAAAUGUAGAGAAAGAGGUUUUGAGCAAUUGAAGAUCGUUUGUACUACCCCCGUUGCUGCAACCCCAUCACCAUCAUCAGUCGUCGCCUCAUCUCGUACAUCAGCAGCAGCAGACAAAAGGCUCGGGGAGAGAAAAGACCGUUUUUUUGUUUUAUUUUUAAACCAACCCCUUUCAGGGGGAUGUUAUCUUUGGGGUGUGCUUUUUGGGAGGGGGUGAAAUUGUAAAGUGAAGUGAAUCUGAUUUACGCAACCUGGCCUGGCGGGGGGCAAUUAUUGCUGCCAGGUGAAAAUCGGAUCGACAUGAGAGGCUCUCUCUGUCGCUUUCUUUCUCUCUCUCUCUCCCGAAAUUGCCAUCGCGGGAAAUCGAAAAUGCCCCCGGGGCCUCGGUGCUGGCACACGUACUGCGUACUGUACGUGCGUUUUGUACGUUGCGUAAAGCCACGAGGCCAGGAGUUCGGUGGAAGGUGAGAGUGAUCGAGAAAGAAAAAUGAUCUCUCUCCGGCGAACCGCUUUCGUGGAAACCGUGGAACAAUCUCCUCGGGGACUUGCUGCAUAUAUCGCUUCGUAUGGUCUAGCCGUGUUAAAUUAAAAAACGACAAGUGUAGCAUAAUCCUGAUCGUGCUGAUAAAACAGAACCGUCCGCAGAUUAAUGGCAAAGAGACACACUGGUGGUGGUGGUGGUGGUAGUGGCCCCGGUGGGGGCCAAGCAGAAAUGGAAAGCGUCUUCACACCGGGGGCGUGGGCCUUUAGGAAAUCUUAGGAAACGAAAAGAAUUGGCCUCGAGGUAUCUCGUCCAGGAGGUUCAUUGAAAGGUAUAAGUUCUUUUUUUAACAAACAUUUAGUCGCAACAGGGCAACAAUAAGUAGCAAGUAGCAUGGAUAGGUACGGAUGGAUCCGAUCCGAUCCGAUGUAUAGCCGUUAAGAGAAUAUGUACCAUUAACUAUUGCGAUCAAUCCGGAACAAAACCGCCGGUCAUCAGGCAGCGAUCGAUGGCGAUGGCCAUCUCGCCACCACCUCUUUAUCCGUUCCAUUUUUUUUUGUUCUUCCGUUUCCGUCUGUUUUUUUUUUAUUGACUAAUCCAAUUCCGGCCAGCAGCCGUGGCCACGGGGAAAAAAAACGGCGACGGAAAAAAAGUGCGUACUAGAUUGUUUUAUGUGUCUGUUUAUUUUAAUCCCUACGCAAAACGCAAAAUACAAAAUACUCGAAUAUGGA